Messenger RNA from Emys orbicularis (European pond turtle), 930 nucleotides. RefSeq names its product fructosamine 3 kinase (gene FN3K). Lineage: Eukaryota; Metazoa; Chordata; Testudines; Emydidae. The record is from RefSeq and is a predicted model, not a curated record. Gene Ontology annotation, biological process: fructosamine metabolic process. The coding region runs from base 1 to 930 and encodes 309 amino acids. The transcript is spliced from 6 exons.
AUGGAAAAGCUCCUGAAAACUGAAUUGAAGACCUCCAUUCUGAAGGCAUUUGGGAGCUCAGGAGGAGGGUAUAUUAGCAGAGGGCAGAGCUAUGAAACUGACAGUGGGCGAGUGUUUGUGAAAAUCAAUCACAAGCCUCAGGCUAGAAAAAUGUUUGAAGGUGAAAUGGCAAGUUUAGAGGCUAUCCAGAAAACCAACAUCCUGAGGGUGCCCCAGACCAUUAAAGUGAUUGAUCUUCCAGGAGAGGGUGCAAUGUUUGUCAUGGAGUACCUGAAGAUGAAAAAUCUCAACAAACACUCUGCAAAGUUUGGAGAGCAGAUAGCAGAUCUUCACCUUCACAACCAGAAACUUGGAGAGAAAUUAAAAAAGGAAGGAAACACUGUUGGUAAAGGUGCAGGACAUUCUGAACCUCAGUAUGUGGAUAAAUUUGGAUUCCAUACAGUUACAUGCUGUGGCUUUAUACAGCAGGUGAAUGAAUGGCAAAGUGAUUGGCUUACUUUCUUUAUACGUCACCGACUCCAAGCUCAAAUGGAUUUGAUUGAGAAAGUUUAUGGAGACAGAGAAGCAAGAGAACUGUGGUCACAGCUUAAGUUGAAGAUUCCUGAGAUGUUCUGCGAUGUGGAGAUUAUUCCCGCUCUUCUUCAUGGGGAUUUGUGGGCAGGAAAUGUUGCCGAGGAUGAUUUUGGCCCACUUGUCUUUGAUCCUGCUUCCUUCUAUGGCCAUUCUGAAUUUGACUUAGCGAUUGCUGUCAUGUUUGGUGGCUUUAGCAGCUCUUUCUUCUCUGUCUACCACAGUAAAAUCCCCAAAGCUCCAGGUUUUGAGAAACGAAACAAGUUGUACCAGCUCUUUAAUUAUAUAAACCACUGGAACCAUUUUGGGACAGAGUACAGGGGAUCUACUCUAAAUGUAAUGAGAAAGCUCUUAAAAUAA